This is a messenger RNA of Tripterygium wilfordii, 2570 nucleotides long. RefSeq names its product hydroxyproline O-arabinosyltransferase RDN2-like. NCBI's taxonomy places the organism in Eukaryota, Viridiplantae, Streptophyta, Magnoliopsida, Celastrales, Celastraceae. Bases 1067 to 2173 code for a protein of 368 amino acids. The record is from RefSeq and is a predicted model, not a curated record. Gene Ontology annotation, molecular function: glycosyltransferase activity. The transcript has 10 exons.
UCUUUGCUGCAAUUCUAAAGGUAACGAAUGAGUAUCAAUCCAGCCUGGAGGUUUCAUUGUGCUGCACAAGCAGAUUGUUAUAUAUAGAACAACUCUUAUGAGGAUUUCUGGUGACCUGGAAGGUUUCUCUCUGUAUUCUCUGCAUAAUAGUCUACUAGGUGGGGAAGAAGUUGUAGUAUUUGUCCUAUUUGGGAAGAAGCUGCUGUUUUUUUUUCGUUCUACGUCACGUUGUAUUGCAUCUGAAAUGGUGUUGGAUGCCAAUGUAAGUUAGUAUCAGGUCCCAGAUUCUGUAGCCAUUGAAAGAUUAAACACUUGCUAUGUUCAGACUCUUCGAAAGAUUUGAAGUAUGUGGAAUUGUUGGAAGUGGGGUAGGUUUUGUUGUGUUCAAAACAUGUUCAUUUUGCUCAACAUUACAGUGACAAAACAGAGCUGAACAUGGUCAAUCCAGAGAAAACCAUCUUCUAGGAAAAUUAUUGUGUCGACGUAACCCUUUUUAAGUAUCUUCUAGGAAAAAUUCUGAAAACAAAAUCCCAUGUUCUGAUAAUUCCAGAAAGUAUCUGCUGUUAAUGGACAGUGGCUAAUGGGAUUGUGUGUAGUAUUCGUAUGCAAGGAUAUAUAUUUUUUUCUGAAAGUUGGGCAUUGACUGAUUACGUGGCGCCUUUUGACCAAACAGUCACUACCGAAUUUUCAAUUUUCUUUCAGAAAGGACAAAUUAGAGAGACGGCUCUCCACCUUAAACAGGCACCAAAGCCAAAGAGCUUUUACUUUUCAAAUCUCUGUGACUCUGCUGAUCCAGAGAAAACCAUCUUCGAUUCUCUGCGUUUCUGUCUCCUUCCACGUCGAGCCUGUGCGUCCUCUCUCUCUCUCAUGUAAAGUUGUAAAAUAAAUUGUAUAUUUGUAUGUAUAAUUGUACAUGACAAAAAGGUGCUUAAGUAGCUGUUCUGUCAAGCUCUAUAUUGGUGAGAUAGAACAUAUUCAUGGGAUCUCAAGCCAUGUGCAAUAGCAGAUUUAGUAAUUAACUGGGUGGUUUCUGGACUACUUUUGGUUAUUUUGGCUCUCUGAUUUUAUGAUAUCUUCUAAGACCAUGGGGCGUGCUUCUGGACUACUUUUGGUUGUUUUGGCUCUCGGUUUUUUCUUUGCAACAUAUAAUUUGAUAACAAUGAUCACCCACAACAGAUCAGUUGGGAAACUGAUAACCGAGGAUUCUGAUGGUAAGCUAUUUAUGGAUCCUGUUAUUGAGAUGCCUGAAGAAGUGAAGAAAUUGAAGACUACUAAAUCGCCCUUCCAUGUUGCCUUGACGGCCACUGAUGCUCCUUAUAGCAAAUGGCAGUGUCGCAUUAUGUAUUAUUGGUAUAAGAAGAAAAAGGGCUUGCCUGGAUCUGAUAUGGGAGGAUUUACACGGAUCUUGCAUUCUGGGAACCCUGACAACUUGAUGGAUGAGAUUCCUACAGUUGUGGUUGACCCUCUUCCAGCGGGUAUGGACAGGGGAUAUGUUGUCUUAAAUAGACCAUGGGCAUUUGUCCAAUGGCUGCAAAAGGCCACAAUUGAGGAAGAAUACAUACUUAUGGCAGAGCCUGAUCACGUAUUUGUUGCUCCUCUUCCUAAUUUGGUACAUGGAGGAUACCCAGCUGCUUUCCCAUUUUUCUACAUUAAGCCCGAGGAUAAUGAAAAAAUCGUAAGGAAGUUUUAUCCCGAGGAGAAAGGUCCUGUGACAGAUGUUGAUCCAAUUGGCAAUUCUCCUGUCAUCAUAAGGAAGGAUUUACUGGAGAAGAUUGCACCAACAUGGAUGAAUGUGUCUUUGAAAAUGAAACAAGACCCAGAAACCGAUAAAACUUUUGGAUGGGUGCUAGAAAUGUAUGGUUAUGCUGUAGCAUCAGCGUUGCAUGGUGUGCAGCAUAUCCUUCGGAAAGACUUUAUGGUUCAGCCUCCAUGGGAUCGAGAUCUUGGAAAAACUUUUAUUAUUCACUACACAUAUGGAUGUGACUACAACUUGAAGGGCGAGCUUACAUAUGGCAAAGUUGGGGAGUGGCGAUUUGACAAGAGAUCAUUCUUACAUGGACCUCCACCGAGAAACCUCUCCUUACCCCCUCCAGGAGUUCCUGAAACCGUGGUUACCCUUGUAAAGAUGGUGAAUGAAGCAACUGCUAACAUUCCCAACUGGAACAAUCAGUAGUUCUUCAUUGGGUGUUGUCAAAGGAAAAUACAAACUCCUCAUGGAAAGACUGACUGAUGACUUCUAGUACAAAUACACAAAAGCUGAAGUUGAUUGUUUUUCAAGCAAGGAAAAUAGAAGAAUGCCAGCCAAAUGGUGACAGAGGUCAUGGAAGAUUCAGCAUACCAAGACUUUUUCUUUGGUCAAAAUGAUUUUAUCUUAGCUUGAAAGGACUGGAUGCCAUUCCUGUGGCCCAGUAAAUGGUUACUUCAUCUUUGGAUGUGAAUACAGAGUAUGAUAUAUUCCAUAAUUCGCAUAACGGCUCCAAACAAUUCAGAUUUGUUAUUUCUUUGUUCUUUUGAUAAAUUUGUUUUUCUUUUAGAGAAAAAUAACACCAUUAGAUUAAAAAUCUUGUAUA